Molecule: messenger RNA, 513 nt
Organism: Durusdinium trenchii
Lineage: Eukaryota; Dinophyceae; Suessiales; Symbiodiniaceae
Source: the annotation of a GenBank genome assembly
AUGAAUGGAACAGGUCUACGACCUAAGUGGAAAGACAAUCCACGACUGCCUCAAUUGGUCGGCAAGCAGUCGACGGAUGACUUGCAUACCCCUUGCUACGUGCGUCAUGCGUACAGGCAUGGCACCGUGGCUGUGGGGCCACCUUACAAGCUGCGGGAGCCACUGGAUGCUCGUAGUCCAGCGUGGACUGCGGCCCGCUUGGUGGAUGCCUCGAUCGAGAAGCAAGAUUGGGUCAGAUCAUACAGCAAGAUCCUGAAGGAGCACCGUCGCCAGCUGGGCCCCGCGCAGGGCAUCCGCGAGAUGUGCCGCACCGCUGUCUCCUUGCCGAAGCUCGCCGGCGAUGGGGACGCGACGCUGCGGCCAAAGCCACGCCCAGUACUGCGGCCACACAGCGCUGACAAGAUCAAGAAGGAGCGAAGAGCUUCACCGUCACCCACCCGCACGGGUGGUACCGAGAUCAGUGAUGCCAUCGAUACCUCCAAGUUGGACAAGACCCAACGGACGUGCCUGUGA